Molecule: messenger RNA, 2705 nt
Organism: Brienomyrus brachyistius
Lineage: Eukaryota; Metazoa; Chordata; Actinopteri; Osteoglossiformes; Mormyridae
Product: heat shock protein beta-7-like
Exons: 3
Coding region: 2232-2705 (157 amino acids)
Source: RefSeq, a predicted model, not a curated record
CCCCCCCCAAAUGAUGCCAGGUCAGUGAUGAGAGAUCAGAUGUGCCGGAAGGUUCCGAUUGUGCGAGGUGUUCCCGUGUCCCGCGUUCGUCCGCACCAGGGGAUAUGAGUACGAGCUGCACCAGGGCACCUUCCGGGAGCGGAGGACAGCUGCAGGAGAGGGCGGCUGGGUUUUACCUCUGCGAGCAAGCAAUCAGAGAGACUUAUGAGGCUGACCGUUAGACGGAAGGGCACGAAUCAGUCACGGAGGGAGAGAGAGGGAGAGAGAGAGAGAGAGAGAGAGCUCAUGCUCUGCCUUGUUUUUCACUUCUUCCGCUCGUCCCCUGUAGCCGGAAGACAAGUGCAAACCUGGCAAACACUCCAGGACUCCUUGAAAAUCAUCUGCUUGACAGAGUCAUUUUUUUUUUCUUUGGUUUGUUUCGUUCUUCUUCCCGGCUGCUAACUGGCGCAGUGGGGCACGGCUGGCCCCAACAGGCUACGCGGGGGCGCCGUCCUGCGUUUCCGCAGCAAUUUGUGACAUUGGGCGCUUCUCUGAGAGAUGGCAUGCGUGUUUAUGUGUUGGGGGUGGCUGCUUCUAUAAAAAGCCAUCACAUAUUUGUCGCACAGUGAACCUGAGGGCGGGGUGGGACCGGUCACCCCUCUAACCUCGUUUAGGCCUGUGUAAAUUUGAGAGAAUGUAGAUAAUGCUGUCCACUGAUACGUUCCUGAGAGUGACCCCCACCUACUUCACAGGCAUGUCCACCAGAGCCUGAAAUUCCAUGACAAACAGAAGAAAUUUAUUGACAUUGUACACCUCCAUGUGUCUGUUGCUCUGUGUGUCAGUCUGUAUUGGCUGAGGCCUAGAAUCUUUCUCUCCAACAGAGAUGUGUGAACAUCGCAAUCCAGACUCGGCACAGCUUACGGCCGAUUUCUGCUUUCGGGCGAUGGUCUGAGGAGCAUGCAGUAAGGCACCUCCUCUCCACACUCACAAGUGCCGCCCUAACUUUCAUCCUCUGCCCUCUGUCUUAGCCCCACGUGUCUGACCCACCGUGACACAGAGAGGGAAGGUCAUUCAGUAUCACGUUCGCUGACCAUCCAGUCUCAAUGAAGUUCAGCUUUAGGUUCGGCUGAUAUACCAGGGUGCCAACCCGCUCUAGUUAUGACUUGUUACAGUCCUGGUUAUAAGAAUAGGACUGGCUUAAUCUCCUAACCAUCCACACGGUCUGAAUUAGCCCUGAAGAGCAUGUCCUUUAGCUCAAAGCCGAGGACCGUUGUCCAUUUCGACCUUCUGCCCGAGCUCUGAGACUGGCAGCAGGAGGCACCUUGACACUCACAGCGCCACAUGGCACCCUUUCCAAUCCUGGUCACUGUGAGUCUUGACCUUUGACCUCUUCUCUGCCUAUUCCUACCAUUCAUUUCCUGGUGAUUUAACUGGUUGAUUGUCAAUGACUGGUUGGUUCUCCUUUGAUUGCCUCCCUGUUUUUGGCUUCUGUCUCUAACAUUUGGAAUUUACUGGUACUUAAUUUGUAAAUGAAGGGUCUAUGUUGCAUCACCUGCCUUGAUUUGAAGUUAUGAAUAAAAUCAUUGAUGUUAUUUUCACCUCCUUGAAGCGUCUGUUUGAUCAUGCAGAGGAAUGCCAGUUGCCCAAUUGUGAGUUUAAUGGUCACCCAGUGUACUUUAGCCAAAUUGUUGACCUACCACAGAACUGAUACCAGAUAAAUGUUUCCAGUUCAGUUGUUGGGUGUGACAGGAAGUAGCAACGAAUGAUGGAACCUGCAGUGAAACGUAACACAAGCCAAGAGAGACAAGGAGUCACGAUAAAUCUGAGUGAACCCUGUCCACAUCACAAGGAUCUUGCUCAUUUAGUGUCAUUAUGAAGACUAAGGCAGUGUAGGCGGCCCACUAAACUACCACCCCCAUCCAUAAAGCCCCAACCCCCCUAAGGCUGACAGCUUACCUCAGACAUCCCUGGACCCCAAAUUCCUCCUAAUCUCUGAGUGGGAGAUCUGCUGCUUCCACUUGCUAUCAGCUUUUCUGUUACUAAAGGGGUACUCGUGAGAAUGGAUGGCCUAUUAUGGAGACGGACCCACCGUGCCUGACUGAUAUCCCAGAAUGCACUGAGUGUAGGUGGGCGUGGGUGAGAUAGCAGCCGCUGACAUGUCUCGCGGCUCUCACAGUGUCCGUGCGUGAGUGGGAUACUGCGGGUCUGUGACUCCACGGUCCAACGGCAAAGCCUCGUCUCUCCGCAGCGGCAUGGCAACCUUCAGCGGCUCCAUAUCCCGCUCCAGCCGCUACAGCAGCAGCUCUGUUCGGGCGGAGUCUGGCUCCGGGGCCGGUUUGGCGUUCCAGCCGUACCUAGAUGCUGGACGCCAUAGGCUGCUUGGGAACGAGGGGACUGAAGAUCAUCUGGACCUGUCAGCAUUCAGCCGCUGUGGCUCGUCCUACAGCGUGUCAGCUGACGUCAGCCAGUUUGAGCCCGGGGACGUGGUGGUGUUGGCCUUCAAUUGCUGUGUGGUCAUCCAUGCUGAAAAGGUGGCAGAUGACGGUAGCGUCAGCGACACCUUCACUCACAGGAGCCAGCUUCCUGAGGACAUGGACCCCCUGACGGUCAGCAGUACCUUAACAGCCCAGGGGAUUCUGGUGGUGAGCGUGAGGAAGAGGAGCAGCCAGCAGGACCAUGACCGUGACCCCCCCCCUCCAGCCUACUGCGCUUACGGCCAUGUAUAA